UUACUACAAUUAAAAAUUUACCGUUUUUAAUAAAUGAGUAAAAAUCAAAUUAAAUCUAGGUGAAAAUAUAUAUGCUACUUUUAUAAGAACCUAACUUAGUGUCUAUUAUCAUACACACUGGAUACACUUGAUACACUUAAAAACUAUUUGGUGUAUACUUAGUUACUUACUAAGAGCAAGAUUAACCCUAGCUAGGUCUUAAGAUUUUAAAUAACAUCAUCAAUUUCUAAUUUUGCGGUAUUAAGACAAGACAUAAUUAUUUUUAAGCAUUUAUUAAGUUUGGUCUUAAUAAAAUAUGAAAUUCAAGACUCUACUUCAGACUUAAUUUAACAUUCGAUUAAUUUUUUAUUUAAUUUUUAUAAAACUUAAAUAAUUUAAUUUAUAUGUUAAAAAAUGAGUCUAAGCAAUUGAAGAGAUAAGUUUAAUAGAGUCUUAAGGAGCCUUAACAUAAUUAUAAAUUAGAAAAAUAAUUAAAUUUAAUCUAAAGAGCUAAUGUGGCAAUACAUUAAAGUCUUAAGAUGAGACUGCGCUAAUCUUGCAUACACAUUUGAUACAUUGGAAAUAAUACUACCUCCGUUACAAGUUAUGUGCAACAAUUUGACAUAUAGUAGAGAGGGAAAAUGUCUAAUUGUUGUACAUAAUCUGUAACGGAGGUAGUAUCUUAUUUUAGUUCAUAUACCACAGAGUUAGUUCUCCAUUUUGAAUCGAGGUGGACUCGGACAAUCAGCCUGAUUGACGAAAUUUUGUCAAUCAGCCGCUGAUGUGGGGCCCUACACCAUCCUUUUUAGUAGUAUUAUAUUCACUCGUACGGAUUAUGGAAACCGUUGAAAAUUGCCCGUUAGUAACAUUAAUAUUAAUGUCGUUAUGAUAAAUUUCUUAAAACAAAAGCCUUUCUCCUGGAUCGCCAAUAUCUCCUCGAUUGCCAGUUUCAUCUCGGUAGCCAUCUUCACGGAAAUCACCUGGUCGAUCCACUGAGUUCGCAAGAGGAAAAUCAACGUUAUAGAGGCAAAAUUUAACUUGUACCAGAUAUGGGAAACAAGUUUCAACAAUUAUAACCACAAUCAACUUUUUAAUCCACUAUACUCAAUCAAUGUAAAGCAGUAAAAGCCACAUUCAUCAAAAAAAUUCAAGUUAAUUAACCAAUUCGAAAGCAUAAAAAAUACAUGAACUAGCUUACAGUGAUUCGACUACGCGGAAUUAGUAAUUAGUUUGUAGAAAGCUGGAAAUUUCCCGAACUAGGUUACGGGAAUCGGUAUCACAAUCUUCUCAAUUGAUUUGACAGAGGAGGGCUAGUUUACGGGAAUUGGUAUCACAAUCUUACCAAUUGAUUUGAAAGAGGAAGGCGACUUAUGGUUUUCAAUAUGUCAAAUUACAACACACAUCACAAUUGGCCUUACAAUAACCGGAAUUGAUCUUCAAUUGGUUGAAGAAGAUGAUUUCGCUCUGAAACUUAUUAGACUCAUUGGGUUUACAAUUUGAGAAGGUAAAGUAAACUCACGGAAGACGUCUUUGACUUACGAAGUCGUUAGUCAACAAAAAACCAUUGAAGUUACCGUUAUACAACAUCAUCAGGAAUGUACUCAUUUACCCUUAACAUAAAUGAGUAAAAGACGAAAAUACCCCUGAUUUGAACUUAGAUUUCCCCAUUUUGAAUCAACCAUAUGAUCAGAAUUUCACAGUAGUGGUGAAGUACGUAAUCCUACAGUAGAGGAGGAUUACUCCCCUCAUUCCCAAUUACAUAUACUUGAGGUCUUUUUUGUAAAGGAUUUGAUCAAAUCAUAUUUAUUGAUAUUGUUUAUAGUUAGCAAUCUCUUGAUUUACUCUUUAGAUUGAUAGUCAAAGAUAUCUCUUAUUCUUAGCUAAUGUACCUAGACAAGUAUUCUAAUGUAUCUAGUCGUAUUAUAUUGCUUACUCAUGUACUAUAUAUACUCAUGGAAUUACAUCAAUAUCCAAGCUUUCUAACAUUCUUUUUCUCAAAACUAGACAUGUUCAAUGGGUUAGGGGCCCAUUUAAAGCCCUAGUCCAGCCCUUUUAUAAAAGGGUUUUACCCAUCCAAUAUUUAAAUGGGGUGGGCUUUUAAAGAGCUAUUAAAUAAUGGGUUUUUAAAGGUUCGGGUCUAAGUUAAAAAGGGUUGAAAUUGGAUAACACUUAAGAGGCUUUUUGUAUCCUAAUUUUUCUGUUUGUUUCUAAAACUUCCUAACGUCAAUUUUAAAAUUCCCUAUUUCCCCCAAAUUAUGAACCCUAAAAAAAUUCCCAGAUUAUAAUCUUCAAAAAUUCCCAGAUUAUAGCUAAUAAAUUCCUUCUUCUUGCUCGCCGCUCUUAAUCUUCAACUACCAAGUUUGUGCAGGAAAUUUAAGAUAUGGAAUUUGAUCUCAAGAAGCAGGCUAAGGAGGAGUUUGAUAUCAAGAAGCAGGUGAAGAAUAAAGGGUUGUUGCAGAGUGAGGAAUUGCACAAUUAUAUUCUGGAAACUAGUGUUUAUCCACGAGAAGCAGAACCUCUCAAGGAGCUCAGGGAAGCAACUGAAAAUCACCCUAAGUCCUUUAUGGCUGCCGCACCAAUUGCAGGACAAAUGAUUUCAUUCCUUUUGAAGAAGGAGAAUGCUAAAAAGACUAUUGAAGUUGGAGUUUUUACAGGAUAUUCCCUUUUGCUAACUGCUCUUUCAAUUCCGGGUGAUGGAAAGAUUACUGCAAUUGAUUGCAACAGAGAAGCAUAUGAGAUUGGCUUGCCAUUCAUCAAAAAAGCUGGCGUUGAAGCAAAAAUUGAUUUUGUUGAAUCAGAUGCUCACCUAGCUCUUGAUAAUCUUCUGUUGAAUCCUAAGAAUGAGGGAAGUUUCGACUUUGCCUUUGUGGACGCGGACAAGCCUAGCUACCAACACUACCAUGAGCGGUUGAUGAAGCUCGUCAAGGUUGGAGGCGUGAUUGCUUACGACAACACGCUUUGGGGGGGGGGGGGGGGGGGAACGGUAGCCAUGGCUGAAUCACAAGUACCGGACUUCAUGAAGGUGAAUCGAGAGGCCAUGAUCAAGUUAAACAAGUCUCUUGCUGCUGAUCCUCGCAUUGAUAUUGCUCAACUUCCUCUAGGUGAUGGUAUUACAUUUUGUAGGCGUCUUUAUUGAUCAAAUCUCUUAAUGCUUCUAAUAAUGUUGCAGUUAUUGAACAAUUAAAACUUUGUAAAACAAUUUGUUGGACAGGUUAAUAUUGUGUUUAAUG
Messenger RNA from Chenopodium quinoa (quinoa), 3209 nucleotides. RefSeq names its product caffeoyl-CoA O-methyltransferase-like. Lineage: Eukaryota; Viridiplantae; Streptophyta; Magnoliopsida; Caryophyllales; Amaranthaceae. The transcript is spliced from 6 exons. Gene Ontology annotation, molecular function: O-methyltransferase activity; S-adenosylmethionine-dependent methyltransferase activity. The record is from RefSeq and is a predicted model, not a curated record. Bases 2360 to 3115 code for a protein of 251 amino acids.